Messenger RNA from Caenorhabditis briggsae, 387 nucleotides. Lineage: Eukaryota; Metazoa; Nematoda; Chromadorea; Rhabditida; Rhabditidae. The record is from RefSeq and is a predicted model, not a curated record. The transcript has 3 exons. The coding region runs from base 1 to 387 and encodes 128 amino acids.
AUGCACCUACAAAGUUCUAUACUGCUUGCUGUUUCACUUUUACCAUUAGCCGAAUCUUUGCAAUGCUAUGGAUUUUCGAAAUAUGAUUAUGAAGGACGAGUUCAAGAUACCGGCAAGUCGCAAAUAAUGUGCCCGGGAUCAUACUGCAUGACCAUAUCGGAGGAAGGUAGUGAUUUCACAGUUUACAAUGGAACGUGUCCAGACCCAUCUGCUUCUAUAACAAACUGUGAGAAUAAUGGGGUCGGUUGUCAAAAAGAGAAGAUCAGUGGAGUCCAUGUGAAAGUUUGUUGUUGCAAUACUGAAUUAUGUAAUUCUUCAACCGUCACUUCAUUACAUGUUUAUUCGUUUUUUAUUCUCUUAAUUUUGUAUUAUUUGGAGAUGAAAUAA